This is a messenger RNA of Symbiodinium pilosum, 416 nucleotides long. Lineage: Eukaryota; Dinophyceae; Suessiales; Symbiodiniaceae. The record is from the annotation of a GenBank genome assembly.
AUGUCUGCCGUGAAUCCAGAGUAUGUUGCCUUGGGUGAAGUUGGUGACAUCUCGCAAAUGGUCAUGGGAGCCGGAGACGACGCGGCGGCGCGAGAGAUCGCCACAAAGCUUCAGGAAGCCUUGGCAGCUCUGGAACCGGAGGACCAUGGAGCCCUCCUGAAUCGUCAUGCAAUUCCUCAUUUGAAACAGAAGUUACCCAGCCUGGAUGAUGAUGCAGAAGAUGAAGCUUACUUCCGGCCAAGGAUGGAGUGGUCUGGAGCUACCAACAACCAGGGCAACAAGGGGCGGCCAUCUACACGAAAAGCUGCCGUCACGGUGAACAGCCACAUGGACCUGGGGGAGGACAUCGGGGAGAUCGGAACGAAUCGAAGGUCUACAAGCAGCCUCUAUGGCCCAAUGCACAGUUGGCUGCCCAG